This is a messenger RNA of Anneissia japonica, 3354 nucleotides long. RefSeq names its product dual specificity protein phosphatase 1B-like. Lineage: Eukaryota; Metazoa; Echinodermata; Crinoidea; Comatulida; Comatulidae. The record is from RefSeq and is a predicted model, not a curated record. Gene Ontology annotation, cellular component: nucleus. Gene Ontology annotation, molecular function: protein tyrosine/serine/threonine phosphatase activity. The transcript is spliced from 5 exons. Gene Ontology annotation, biological process: protein dephosphorylation. The coding region runs from base 161 to 685 and encodes 174 amino acids.
UGCUUUAUCGUCCUACGAAAACAAAAUGUAACGCAGUACGCGGCGGGUGAGGAGGAAUGCUGGUGAGGGCAGCAAACAACAACUUUGGUACUGUUUUGUCUAUGAAACUACAGUUCUUUAGGCAAUGAUUGUCACUGAAAUUUUUCAGAGCAGCUAAACGAUGAGUGAAAUAAGACCAAAUUUGUUCUUGGGAGCUCGUUCAGAUGCCAGGGAACACAAACUACGGGAAAAUGGAAUUAAAAAUGUACUGUCAAUCGAAUGGGCAAAACCACCUCUACCAAACAAUAUUUGCAAUAAAUUUGUGUAUGUGAAUGAUGAUCCAGAUGCUGAUUUGUUAAGUCUGAUGCCAGAAUGUGUCAAAUUCAUUGAGAAUUCUAUUGAAAGUGGUGGUGUUCUAGUUCAUUGUUUCAUGGGUAUAUCUCGAAGUUCUACUAUAGUUGCUGCAUAUCUAAUGAAGAAUGAGAAGAUCUCCUUUGAUGAUGCGCUAACUUCUAUACGCAAAGCUCGCCCUCAAGCCAGACCAAAUUUUGGAUUUCGUCAGCAGUUGGACUUAUUUCAGAAAAUGUGUUUUAAAGUGGAUAAAGAGAAUACGCAAUACAAAAGUCAUUUAUUACGGGAACUUGGAGUUGCUUUUAAAGGUUUUAUUGAUGCAAUCUGUUGGAAGAAGCACAUUGGAGAGAUCUAGUUUGGUAACAAUUCUUUUAAGUUGCUGUGCAUGGUGAAAUCCAUGACCAGCUGGCUUUCAGGAGGCAAUAUAAUAAUGCAGUUAGCAAAGUUUGUAGGAGGAGAUGAGUUACUUUCUGAGAAACUUUUGUUUGAUUGCUGGACUACGGUAUAGGAGAUGGUGCCGAAUUCCAUGGAGGUAUCCCCGUGACAAGAGAUUUGGGGACCCUGCUCAGUGUGUGGCAUAAUAAUAAUAAUAAUAAUAAUAAUAAUAAUAAUAAUAAUAAUAUAUUAAUAAUAAUAAUAAUAAUAAUAAGCUUUAUUUAAAAACACGGAAACUUUUCUCAACUAACAGUUGUUCUUCUGCAAGGCUGUGUAUACACAAAUUUACAAUAACUAGAAAAUCAAAAGAAACUUUAAAGAAAUGAAUGACUUAAAAUUAACUAAUCAAACAAUUGUUUAGAUUACCAAAUAUCUUAACAAGACUUACAUCUGAAACUAACUUAAUUAUACUUUUACACAAAUUAACUGGAAAACAAAACAAGAAUGCAGUAGUUUAUGUUACAAACUAUCGCAGUGGUGCUAUUAGAAAAAAUUCUGUUAAGUGUAUUAACAAUGUCGCAAGGAUAUGCUUUUUAAAUAAAAAGACAAUUUCUUAACAGUUUUUACAUCAUUGUUAAUUUCAUUCCAAAGUUUUGCACCUCUGUAUGACAAACUUCUCUUUUUGUAUUCAGUUUUUGGUUUUGGCAGUAUUAAUUCUGGUUUAGUUCUUAUAUCAUAGUAAUUAUUUUUAAAGACACCUGUUAGAUAAAUAAAAGAUGCAAGGUUAUCCAUUGUCUUAAACAUAGUCAUGGCUUCAUUUAUAUAACCUUUGGUCUAAAAUCAUCAAAUUUAAGGCUUUGCAGAGCUUGAUUGCUAGAACACUUUUUGAUUGUUUAAAAUUAUUUUAGCUGCAUGGUUUUGAAGGAUUUGGAGUGUUUUACUUUGUGUUUGAUUUGUACAGUACAUCCCUAUACAACAUGGCAAUAUUCAAGGUGUGGUGCCAUGAGUGAUUUGUAUAGUUUGCAAUCGACAUUGGGAAGAAUUUGACUUGGUUUUUUUUUUUAGAUAGUAUAAGCUCUGCAAAGCCUUUGAUUUUACGUGCUCUAUUUGUGGACACAAAGAAAGGUUCUUAUCUAGUACACCAAAGUUUUUACAUUGACUGAAAAGUAUAAUAGGCUCUCCACUGAUGUUAAUAUUUAUCUGAACAUUUGAUAAUUUAGCUAAUUUUUACCUUGUGCCUAUUAUAUGCUCUAUGUUUUUUUUAAUAUUUAAAAUUAGUUUAUUUGCUAUGAGCCAUCGCUUGAGUUACCAAAUCAUUAUUAAUUGUAUAAGUAAGGUUGUCAAUAUUUUUAUCUGUAUAAUAUAUUGCAGUAUCAUCAGCAUACAUAGAAGUAGUGUAUUUAUGGACAGCUGUAGGCAGAUCAUUACACAGAGAAGGAAAAGCAGGAGUUUCUAGUAUAGACCCCUGUGGGAUCCUAAAUGAUCUAUGACAUUCAUCAGAAUUUUCUCCAUUUACUUUAGUUAUAUGAACACGGUUUUGAAGGUAGUUAUAAAACCACUUUUUUGAAAAUUGAAAUAUUUUAAAGUGUAUUGAUUAGUUUAUGGGUUACAGUAUCAAAUGCCUUUUUCAAGCCAAUCAAUACUUUCUUUUUUUCUUUAUUAAUUUAAAAAGGGAGUCCCACUCAGCAUGGCAGAUUUUCAGGGGAGUCCUAUAUAGUAACCUAGUUGCAUCUCCAGUUUUUUGUGAUGAUCAAAAAUGCAGUGGAUGUUGAGUAUCAUAAAGCCAGAUUGAUUUUCAUAUAGCAUACGUUUUUGGUCCAAAAAAUUACAAAUUUUAUUAUUGAUAUUAUAUCAAUGACAAUUUUAAUAUAAAGUCUAGCUGGUAUUUCAUCAGUUCCAGUGACCUUUACUUGAUGAAAGCGAGUUUAAUAGUGUAUGUACAUAACCUACAUGUCAACAUUGUCAAAUAUAAUUUUGUCAUCAUUAUCAUUAGUCAUAUUAUUAGUAGCGUUAGUAUAAUUAAGAAUAAAAUGUUUUGGAUUUGUUUUGUCAGUGUUAGUAGUUUUAAUACUAUUUAUAUUUACAUUUUUAUUUUUACCUGGUAAAUCCAAAAUCUUUUUUGGGUCUUUUGUAUUUGGCAAUUUUCAAAGUUUAGACUUAACUUUGUUUUUUAAUUUUCUAUAUUCCGUCCACAUAUGGGGCUCAUUUCUCUUACUGGCUUUUCGUUUUGAAGCAUCUCUUUCUCUCAUAAUCUGUAAAAGGUCUGAGUUAGCCAUGAACUAGAUUUGUUUCUCAUUCUUUUACAUAAUAUAGGUACGUUCAAUAUUAGCAAUAUUAAAAAACUUUUCUUCAAAAUACGAACGGCGUCAUUGACAUUUGUGUACUUUGUAAUUUCAGUCCAAUUUGCAUUUAGUAUAUCAAUUCUAAAUUUAGUUUCAUUAAAGUUUUUAUAGUUUCUACAUGUGUACUACAAAGUAGUCUUUGAGACUAUUCAGAAAAUAUAUUGCAAAGACAUAAAAUAAAUAGUCUGUAGCAAGCAGAACCACUGAACUAUGGUUGUAAACACAUCACCUGAAAAUAUAUGGUUGGUAUUUACUGUACCACCCAAAAUAUAAUUUAUUUCCAUUAAAAUUGAUUUCUUCAACAUUU